AUGAACGGCGGCGCCAUGUCUCCGUCGCCUGCUUCUAGAAGCUUCCGAGGGCGGCAAGAAUGGGAGAAGAGCCCUGCGCGGUGCGGCGCUGAGCAGACCCUGGACUUGGAGCAGGAAUACCUGGUCCAGCUGUGCCAGGCUCCCUGCCUAGGCCCGAAGCACAAUGGCUCCAGCCGCUCGGUCACCGGCCUGAAGGGAGCGAGCCAGACGGUGGAAGUUAAACCACCACUAAGCCCGCCUCUUCUCCCCCACUUCCACGGCCGUCACCAUUGCCACUCCUCCACGAUCUCGCCAGCCGAUAAAGAUGAAGCUCCCAAAGUGGAUGAAGAAGCCCACGACCACGAGGUUGGAUCCCCCUCCGGCCGCCAGCACUGCCAGGAUACUCCACCUUGGCGGAACCUUGCGCGUGCCCUCCCGCUUCCUCCACCUCCGCAGCCGCCACAUUACAAGGCCUUCGUGAUGAACUACAACAUGCAGAACAUGAACAAGGAGUUACCUGAACUCUUCUCCAUGCUAAAAUCUGCUGAGAUUGAGAUACAGAAAGAGCACCAAGUGUUGAUGGUCAACAAGACCACCAGUUUCAAGAAGCAAGGAAAACCUAAGAAGGGCAACAUCAAGAAGGGCGGCAAGAAAGCUGUCGCGCCUCGUGAGAAGCCUAAGGGUGGCCCUAAACCUGAUACUGAGUGCUAUUACUGCAAUGGGAAGGGGCACUGGAAGCGUAAUUGCCCCAAGUACUUGGCUGAUCUGAAGAGCGGCCUUGUCAAGAAGAAGAAAGGUAUAUCUGAUAUACAUGUUAUAGAUGUCUAUCUUACUGGUUCUCGUACUAGUGCCUGGGUAUUUGAUACUGGUUCGGUUGCUCACAUUUGUAACUCGAAACAGGAACUACGGAAUAAACGAAGCCUAGCG
This is a messenger RNA of Lolium perenne, 906 nucleotides long. Lineage: Eukaryota; Viridiplantae; Streptophyta; Magnoliopsida; Poales; Poaceae. The record is from RefSeq and is a predicted model, not a curated record.